Messenger RNA from Sorex araneus (European shrew), 2670 nucleotides. RefSeq names its product chromosome 2 C8orf34 homolog (gene C2H8orf34). The transcript has 14 exons. The record is from RefSeq and is a predicted model, not a curated record. The coding region runs from base 388 to 1740 and encodes 450 amino acids. Lineage: Eukaryota; Metazoa; Chordata; Mammalia; Eulipotyphla; Soricidae.
GGAGCUCGAGCAGGUUCGGCUCAGAAGAGACCGGCCCGAGGGACCCUCGGCCCAGGAGCCGCCCACCCGCAGCAGAUCCACGCGCACUUUGAAAGAAGCGCCUUUAUUAUUGGCGUUCGCCGCGCGGCGGUCGCCAGGGAGCGGCCGGGGCGGCGGGUUCCCGUCCCCGGGGAGCGGGGCCUCACGCACCCCGCCCGCGGGCUCACGCACGCACGCUCGCCGGGGGCCGGGUCCCGCCCGGAGGGGAGAGGCGCGGCCGCCCCGAGCCCCCCGCUGCCGCGGAUCGCGCGGGCCGAGGGAGUCCCGCCGUCCGCCGAGUGCCCAGCCCGGGCCGCGCGGCCGGGGACGCCGAGGCGGGGCGCGCUCCCCGGGCUCCCCGCCGUCUCCAUGGCGUCUCAGCAGCAGUCCCGGAUCCAGGCGUACCUGGAGAAGAACCGGAUCGGGCCCCUGUUCGAGGAAUUAAUGACAAAGUUAAUAACUGAGACGCCUGACCAGCCAAUCCCGUUUCUCAUUGACCAUCUUCAGUCGAAACAAGGAAACCGUGGACAACUUCAGAGAACUUUAUCUGGUUCUGCAGCUCUCUGGGCAGAAAGUGAAAGCUCUGAACAUAAAGGAACAAGAAGGGAUUUCAGGAACUAUGAAAAGCCGUGGCAAUUAAAUGCAAAGAAGCCUAAAAAAUCAAAAAGUGAUCUUGCUGUGUCUAAUAUUUCUCCACCAUCACCAGAAUCCAAAUCAUUGCCAAGGUCAGUAGAGCAUCAUAAGUGGAACUGGCGGAAUAAAACAGAAAACCGUGAUUUUGAUGAAUUGAACCACAUCCUUCAAGAGAGCAAGAAACUGGGAAAAGCCCUUGAGAAUCUCUCUCGAAGUAUUGCACUUUCAGAUGAACUUGAUAAGGAAACACUGGCAUUUAAUUCUUCUCUUCUGAGACCCCGUGUGAUUGGAGAAUGGAUUGGCCGAGAAGAGAAUGAUGCUGAUCCACUAGCUGCUGAAAUGCUACAGCCUCCAAUUCCAAGAAGUAAAAAUGAACAGUGGGAAAGUGAAGACAGUAGCUCAAGCCCUGCAGGAAGUUUAAAGGUGGAACCCAAGACUAAAGGAUUAAAGCAGCAACAGCAACAGCAUAAGAAGUUACUGGCAGCAAUGCUUUCUCAAGAUUCUUUCGAAUCAAUCCAUAGCCCUACACCAUCUGUAACAGAAGAAGAUAUUGAUAAUGAAGAUGAUGCAAUGGAAUUGCUGGAAGAUCUUGAUGAUUUAAGAAUGGAGGGAGUAACUACUCUGGUAUCUUCUGGGAGCAAAUUUAACCAAGGUCGUGCUACUUACCCUGCCGAACCUCAGGCCAAGGUCACACUGAACAUCUGUUCAAGGUGUGCCAGGCUUCAAGGAGACAAUCUGGCUGACAGAACAGAAGAGGCGUCCCAGAUACUUCAUUCUCCAGAUGAAACAAUCCCAGAUUCUUUGGAUUCAUUACCUGGAACUGACGAAGCACUCAUGGAAGCUGGUAAAGAAUUUGAGAAAGCAUCAAGAUUAACCGGUCCUGGUGAAACCUCCAGUGGACGACAGUCAUUGAAAAACUACACAGAAGAAGAUGAAUCUUUAAAGCAAUUGCAGGUAGUUCAUCAACCAUGGAUCUUGCCGAGUGAUACAGAAAGUGAAGGAGUAGAGGCAGAACAAGAUAAACGUUCUGCUGAUCUUCUUUGUGUCCCGUGUUCUUCUUGUCCUACAGUCGUCUACUCCGGUCUGUGAAGCAGGCAGAAGAAACUGCAAGUGGUCCUUAAAGAAACUUCAGUUAUUCAAGUCAUUGUACAGAGCUCUAACUUUAUUAUGCAUAUAUAAAUAUUUAGAGAAUGGUAUUUUUAUAAUAUUGAUAAUAAAUGAGUACUACUAUAACCAGAAGGUAUACAAGUGUAUAAUCAAUUAACUCUAACCCUGGAAAAAAAUUCUGAGGAUGCCUGAUUCCUUUUGACAUUAUUGGUGUCCUGAGAUGAUUACUUUAUACCUCACUAUUAAGAUUACUGUUUGAUACAUUAAAUAUUGCCUGGAUUAAAUAACUUUGCUCAAUUUUUUCUGUAUUUUAACUUGACUAGGGUUUUCUACUUCUUCUAUUUUUAUAUUUUCUCAUAUUCAAAUAAACACAUUUAUGCACAUGUGCCAAGGUGUGCCAUUUAAGUACCUCUGGAAGUUAGCUGUGCAGUAUAAAUACUCACCCUAUGUGUUUUGUGCAGUGACAAAAACAUAUUCUCUACCACUGCUACUCCCUAUAUUGAUCUUCCCUAUUCUUACCAAAACAAAUAAUUAACAAGCUAUUCCAAUAAAAGCAAAACAGUAUGAAGUGAAAUGCAUGCUUUAAAGCAUAUGCAGUGAAAAUUGUUUGAGCAUUUAUCCAAUUACUGAGCACAAUUAAGAUUACCCAUUUUUAAUUUGAUAUACACUUGCUUUUGGAAUAUGUUACACACUGAUGCUAAGUAAAUGGACUUAAGUAAAAUUAAGAGUAUCUCUAGUGUCUUUUAUCCUAUUAAUCUUAAUCUAAGUUUGCUUUCUGGAGCAAAAAUGUUAUUAAAUUAUAAAACUGCCUGUAUAUUAAAUAAAUAAACAUUAAAUUCUAUAACUGGCUAACUAUUAAACAAGAAAUUCUAUAUUAAUAAAGUUAAUAUUCCUAAAUAAAAUUAUUUAAUA